AUGGAUCUCGAGAGCAGUUCCCCAGAGCCUAGCCGGCGCUCAUCAGAAAGCGUCCCUAAUCCCUCCAGCGCUCUGUUACCGACCUCGGCUGAUAAUGCUUCACGACCCCCAAAUGAUAUCCCAGCACCAGAAGCCCGCUCAGUACUAACGCGCCUGUACGUCUCUCACACUCUCUCAACAUGGAACUCACGCAUGUUCGAAUUUGGCGCCGUUCUCUUCUUAGCUUCGAUCUUCCCGGGGACACUACUGUAUGCUUCGAUAUACGCUCUAGUGCGAGCAUUUUCAGCCGUCGCACUAUCGUCCUGGCUGGGUGCGCAAGUUGAUCGCUCAGACCGGCUCCUAGCUGUGAGAUAUUCUAUUGUGUGGCAAAGAGUCCCUGUCGCGGCCUCGUGCUUGUGUUUCAUAGCCACUCUGUCUAUGGACUCUUCGACCCUUACGAUUAUCUUGUUCGCCGUGCAGGGCUUGCUGGCUUGUUUGGAGAAAUUGGCCGCUACGGCUAAUACGGUGGCUGUGGAACGGGACUGGGCAAUCGUGAUCUCGGAUUGUAUCAAUGUCCCUCGACAAGACUUGAACGCCUCCAUGAGACGAAUUGAUCUCUUCUGCAAGCUCCUAGCACCAGUAUUUAUCUCUUUGAUCGACAGCAUAUCAACCCGAUACGCAAUCUGGACAGUAUUCACCCUGAAUACCGCAUCUGUGCUGGUCGAAUAUAUGGCCAUUGCCCAAGUCUACCAAUCAGUCCCAGCCUUGACCAAGACGCAAGCUCCUACAACACAAGCAGAUGAUCUAGAUAGCGAGAGCGACGAUGGCCACCAUAAUCCAACCCGCACGAUACUCCGCUCCUUGUCAGAGUCACUAGCGCCUUGGAAAGAGUACAUAGCCAGCCCAGUCUUCCUAGCAUCCUUUGCUCUGAGCCUGCUCUACCUAACAGUUCUAUCCUUCGGCGCAACAAUGGUCACAUACCUGCUGAGCACGGGCUUUACCUCGUUACAGGUCAGCUAUAUGCGCAUCGGCUCCGUGAUCGCCGAGCUAUCCGGCACAUGGACAGCACCGGUGAUCAUGAACCGGAUCGGUCCGAUUCGGUCCGGGCUGUGGUUCCUGAAUUGGCAAUUUGUCUGUGUAGCUGCUGCCGCCGUGGCCUUUGUCGCUUGGGACUCGAGCUCGCGGUUCGUGGCGGGUACGCUGAUUGCGGGCGUUGCUUUGAGUCGGAUUGGGCUUUGGGGAUUCGAUUUGUCGGUUCAGUUUCUCGUGCAGGAGAAUAUCCAGGAACAUGCCCGUGCUCGCUUCUCUGCGACUGAAAUGGCGCUACAGAAUAUUUUCGAGAUGCUUUCUUUUGCCUCGACUAUUGCUUUCCCGCUGCCGGCGCAGUUCGGGCAUCCGGUGCUGAUCAGUUCUGGGGCUGUGGCGGUCGCUGCUGUUUGUUUUGCGGCGUAUGUGCGCAAGGAACGAGGUCAUCUACUGCAUCGAUCACGCUGUAUGGGUGGGGAUAAAGUGUCAUAUCGAGCGAUUGCGUCUGGGUCAGUUUGA
Molecule: messenger RNA, 1524 nt
Organism: Penicillium egyptiacum
Lineage: Eukaryota; Fungi; Ascomycota; Eurotiomycetes; Eurotiales; Aspergillaceae
Source: the annotation of a GenBank genome assembly